UAUUUAUUUGCUCUUUUAUAUUUUUUUUUUUACAAUUUAUAGUUAACAAGUUCGCCGCUAGAGUGCACAUGUAGGAUGAUAUUUUGAAUGAGAGUACCCAUCUAUCUAAUACUAUUUUUACAUUGUUUUUUUUCUAUUUUUCUAUUUAUAUCAUUUAUAAUUCACAAAUUCGCGUUGUUAAAGUAUAAAUUUAAGAUUUUUUGUUAAUGGAAGUACUCAUCUAUUCUAAUUGAAAUACUAUUUUUACAUUGCAUUGUUAUAUUUUUUCACAUAAUUUAUAAUUCGUAAGUUUCCCGCUAAAAUUCAAAUGUAGGGCACUUUGAAUAGGAAUAUCUUUAGGACGUGUUCGAGAUCGAUGAGUAAUAAUAACCCACCAAGCGAGUAAAAAACAAAUAUAUUAAUUAGAUCUACAACCGAAGACAAGGUGUAGUGAAAAAAAUUGCGAACGGAAUAGUCGAGGCGUGCGAUCACUCCAGCAAACGCGAUAGAGACAAGCACUUACAUUAGACUGACUAAUGAGGUAGAAGGGGAAAGGUCACGCUAUACUAGCGCCACCUUCCUCUAGUGUUUGUGCUGCCCUCUGAUGUUAUUAAUGAUCGAUUGCAGAGCUACCAAUGCUACCAUCGAUACUACAUUUUUAAUUCCGCCUUCAUUUGUGUUCUUUCCUGUUUGAGACGUUUAUCGUGAGGAGUGUACUUCGAGUUUAUUUUUUUCUAAUUUCGAAUAGUUCAUAAGUGUAUGAAUUAAAAUUUAAUUUUUUGUGAAUAUCGAUAAUUAAAACAAAGAAAAAUGUUGGUUCUCUUUGAAACUCCGGCGGGAUACGCGAUAUUUAAGUUACUGAAUAAAAAGGUGUUGGCGCGUCCUGAUGAUUUGUUUCGUGAAUUUGAAACACCUGAAGCAGCAAAUAAAAUUGUUAAAUUAAAACAUUUUGAAAAGUUUGAGAAUACUACAGAAGCUCUCGCUGCUACAACAUCAGCAAUAGACGGAAAAUUACCUAAAACUUUGAAAAAAGUUCUGAAGAAACAUUUUUCAGAUUGUCAAGAAGAAUUGGCAGUUGCUGAUGCCAAAUUAGGAGCUGCUAUAAAAGAAAAAUUACAAUUAUCAUGUGUAAAUAAUACAAAUGUACAAGAAUUAAUGAGAUGUAUUCGAAGUCAAGUCGAUGGUUUGUUAGCUGGUUUGCCCAAGAAAGAAAUGGCAGCAAUGGCUUUGGGUUUAGCUCAUAGUCUAUCGAGAUAUAAAUUGAAAUUUUCUCCAGAUAAAAUUGAUACCAUGAUAGUGCAGGCUGUUUCUUUAUUAGAUGAUUUAGAUAAGGAAUUAAAUAACUAUGUAAUGCGUUGCCGUGAGUGGUACAGUUGGCACUUUCCAGAACUUAAUAAGAUUGUAACAGAAAGUACUAUAUUCGUAAAAUGUAUUAGAAUAAUUGGAACUCGAGAAAAUACCGUAAAUGUAGAUCUGUCUGAUAUUUUACCUGAAGAUGUUGAAGAGAAAGUUAAAGAAGCUGCUGAGAUAUCAAUGGGAACUGAAAUUUCUAAAAAUGAUAUUAAACAUAUUCAAGAAUUAUGCGAUCUAAUAGUAGAUCUUUCACAGUAUAGAAAUGAUUUAUAUAACUAUCUUAAAACCAGAAUGAUGGCAAUGGCACCUAAUUUAACUACUUUAGUUGGAGAUCUAGUGGGUGCACGUUUAAUAUCUCGUGCAGGUACUCUUAUCAAUUUGGCUAAAGUACCAGCUUCGACUUUACAAAUUCUUGGCGCAGAAAAAGCACUUUUUAGAGCAUUAAAAACCAAAAAAGAUACUCCAAAAUAUGGUUUAAUUUAUCAUUCAGCUAUGAUAGGACAAUGUUCAAUUGCAAUGAAAGGAAAAAUGUCAAGAAUGCUUGCAGCUAAAGCAUCUUUAGCAGCAAGGAUUGAUGCUUUAGGAGAGACUGAAAGUUAUGAUUUUGGUAUUGAGCAUAAAGCUAAAUUGGAAGCUAGAUUGAAAAUAUUAGAAGAAAGAAAGUUGCACAGAAUUUCUGGAACUGGUAAAAGUAAAGCUAAAUUCCAAAAAUAUCAUUUUAAAAGUGAAACUAUACAAUAUCCAGCAGCUGCAGACACAACACUUAGUGGAAAAAGAAAACAUUCUGAAAUAGCUGAUGAAACACAAGAGAAAGGUGAAAAUAAUGAAGCUAGUAUGAUUGAAGAAGUUCCUAAAAAGAAAAUGAAACGAGACGUUGCUGAAGAAGGAUCAUCACGAGUAGAUAAUACAGUCGGAAAUGAAGGCGAGCAAGAAGUUUCAUCCAAGAAAAAGAACAAAAGGAAAAAGCAAGAAGCUACAACAGAUGAUGUUUCAGUAGUGACUGAACAGCAGGAUGGAAGUAGCGGUGGUGAACCUAAGAAGAAGAAGAAAAAGAAGAAGGACAAGCAGGCUGCUGAGACACAGGGGGAGGAGGAGGAGGAGGAGGAGACUUCAGCUUCUGUUCCAACAGAAACAGCUGAAGAUGUAACACCAGUUUUGUCUGAGAAGAAAAAGAAGAAGAAGAAGAAAGUACAAAAAACUGAAUAACUUUAAUUACAAGUUUUAGAAGUAUAUCAGAAUAUUAUUAUCAUCAUCAUCAUCAUCAUCAUCAUCAUCAUCGGUAGAGAUUAUGAUUCAAAAAUAAUCCAUAAAUCCACUGAGGACAGUUUAGAAGUCGUCUCAGUUUUUUUUUUUUUUUU
Polistes dominula (European paper wasp) is the source of this 2690-nucleotide messenger RNA. RefSeq names its product nop5 ribonucleoprotein (gene nop5). The record is from RefSeq and is a predicted model, not a curated record. Gene Ontology annotation, molecular function: snoRNA binding. Gene Ontology annotation, cellular component: box C/D methylation guide snoRNP complex; small-subunit processome. Lineage: Eukaryota; Metazoa; Arthropoda; Insecta; Hymenoptera; Vespidae.